AUGGUUCAGAUUACUGUUGAAUUAGUGCGUAAAAAAGCAGAACACCAUGAUGGACUGUUAGCGCCAUUGGAAGAAAUAGCUCUACACCAGGAAAAUAUUGAGAAAAUAGAAUUUAUCCAAGAUUGGUGCCCUAAACUAAAAAUUCUUUUAAUGCAAAGUAAUUUAAUAGCCAAAAUUGAAAAUUUAAACAAGUUAAAACACCUAUCCUAUUUAAAUUUAGCAUUAAAUAAUAUAGAAAUUAUAGAAAAUUUAGAAAGGUGCGAAUCGUUGCAAAAGUUAGAUCUGACGUUGAAUUUUAUCGGAGAUAUUUUGAGUGUCGAAUCAUUGGCAGGAAAUUAUAAUUUGGAAAAUUUAUACUUGACAGGAAACCCAUGCACUGAUUAUGAAAACUAUCGAGAUUUUGUUAUUGGUUCUCUACCACAACUAGCGUCACUCGAUGGAAAAGACAUUGAAAGAUCUGAACGCAUUAAAGCUCUACAAAACCUACCUAUAAUAAGAUCAGAUAUUUUAUAUGAACAAGAAAAUUACAAAUGCGAACGAAAAGCGCAAAAAUCACGUUUAGAAAGGGAUAUAAAAGAUAAGUGGUUAAAUGAAUAUAAGGAUUUGGAUACUGAUGAAAUUACUAAAAAGUUUUGGUCUGAAAAAUCUGAACACGCUCCAGAAGUAAGAUAUGAAAUUGAACGUAUGCGGAUUUUAAAGUCAAAAUCUUGUAAUACUGAAACAGAAAUCGAAGAAAAACGGCAGAUUAUUUUUUUUGCUUCUGAUGGCAGACCAUUUAACAUAAAUCAACCUAAAAUAAAAUUUAGAUUUAGUGAUACGAUACCUAAUGUAUACACAUUAGAUUUAGCUAUUUAUAAGCACUUAGAUACAAGUCUUCUGUCUAUUGACAUCCAAGCAAAUUAUGUAAGGGUUACGAUUAAAGGCAAAAUUUUUCAAUUGCAUCUUCCUGAAGACAUACAAAUUGUUAAUUCAACAGCUCAAAGAUCACAAAUUACUGGACAUUUAUUAAUCACGAUGCCAAAAUUAAAAAUUGUACAAGAAAAGUUGCACUUAACAACAUCUGAAAAAUUAUCAUCGCUUAAAUCUGAUAAAGAAUUAAAGACUCGUCAAGAACACAUGAUUCAAUCAAAAAGAGAAUUUUUGGAAAUAGGACCUUCUGAUAGCGUGCUUGAUUUUACAAAAAUGACUCAAACGAAAACAAUGCCUCGUAGUAAAGAUUUUAGAAUGAAUUUAAGUGAAAAGGCAUGCUCUCCAGAUUUUAUUGAUAAUCCUGAAGUUCCUGACCUUAUU
Brenthis ino (lesser marbled fritillary) is the source of this 1290-nucleotide messenger RNA. NCBI's taxonomy places the organism in Eukaryota, Metazoa, Arthropoda, Insecta, Lepidoptera, Nymphalidae. The record is from the annotation of a GenBank genome assembly.